AUGUUCAACCCCCAUGCCUCCCAACAGCAACUGGCCGGCAGAAAUCUAAACCCUCAAUAUCAACCAGCAAACACCUCCAGCCACCCGAUAAACUUAGGGCAGCAAGCUCAGGCCACAUCUCGAUCCCAACAUAGAGUCUAUGUCGCUAAUAUCAAUCAUCAAAGGCCUAGUCCAGCCCCCAUUCACCCUCAAUCUCAGCAAGGCAUCUACGCAUCUGAUAUCCAUCAUCAAAGGCCUAGUCUGGCGCCCAGUCACCCUCAAUCAAACUACGUGAUGAACGAAGGACGGCCAAAUCAAAAUCCAAAUCAAUCUCAGCACAGUAUCCAUCGUCAAAGACCUAGUCAGUCCAACCACCCCAUGAACGCAGGACAGCAAGCUCAGGCCCCAACCUAUGUCGAUAGCAGCCAUCAUCAACGUCCUGGUCCGGUGGCGCAACUGAGUCGCUCUCAUGGUCUUCAACCGCUGCCGGUCAAUCCUGUGGUCCAGCCACAGUUGCAUCAUCAAACCCAUCACCCCAACUCAUUGCACCAGACUCAGCAACAUCCUGCCCCCCCACGAACGGCAUUAUUGGAAGCUCAUAAGCAACCGUCAUAG
Puccinia graminis f. sp. tritici CRL 75-36-700-3 is the source of this 594-nucleotide messenger RNA. RefSeq lists its product as uncharacterized. Bases 1 to 594 code for a protein of 197 amino acids. The record is from RefSeq and is a predicted model, not a curated record. The transcript is spliced from 2 exons. Lineage: Eukaryota; Fungi; Basidiomycota; Pucciniomycetes; Pucciniales; Pucciniaceae.